Molecule: messenger RNA, 1247 nt
Organism: Ooceraea biroi (clonal raider ant)
Lineage: Eukaryota; Metazoa; Arthropoda; Insecta; Hymenoptera; Formicidae
Product: small lysine-rich protein 1
Source: RefSeq, a predicted model, not a curated record
UUGAUUAAUUACGUUUUUCAUAUUAUCGGUACUUUCCAUGCUCGGGCAUUCGUCUCACGAUUCGCGAACGAGAUUAAUCCCGCCGCGCAUGCGCAGAGUGAUUAAAGUUUUCCAGCUUUAAGCUCGUCUCGAAGCGUGAACGGUUUCGUGAGUAAAUUUUCUAUUUGCCGAGCAGUCGGCUUAAUUCUGAAGUUUGAUUUCAUUUGAAUUCAGAACUCAAGCUUUGUAUUUUGUUGAUACAUACGUACAUACCAAUGCGUAAUAUUUGGGCAUGGAAUAAACGCGUGCAACUCGGAUUGCAAAGAUAUAUUGGAUGAAAUAACGCGUGCAUUGACCUUAAUUUUCGUUACGUGAUCCACUUGUAAGUUUCGCAGAUAUUGUGCGCCAUGUACUUUUUCGAUUACCUCUGUGUAUUCGGAGUUCGGAUUGGUUUCGCGAUCGAUGAACUUACACUUACUAUUGAUGUAAUUGUUAGAAGUUGACAUGGUAACUGGAACGAGUUAUUUAUUUCGAUUUAAGUGUGACUUCUUGCGACAAGCGCAUGAAUAAAACGUGUACAAGGAAAAGAAAUUAAUUGGACGAAUUUAAUGCAUAAUUUACAACGCUCGCACAUCGUCGAAUAUUAGUCGAACAAUCUUUAAUAAUGGCAACGCGUGGUAAAAGCAAAAAGAAAACCGUGAAUGGAAAUAAUGGAAAUAAUGAAGACGAUACUAGCAACGGCGAUAAGAACAAAGGAUCAAAAAAGUCGAAAAAAAGCGGUGGAAAAGCACGAUUUACUAUGGACAUCUUCAAUGAAGAGGUGAUGGAAAAUGCUUAUUACACGUGCCACAAUAUCAUGGACGUGCUCAAGUGUCGAGGCUUUCCGUGGCCAGAUGCUCAGAAAAAGAAGAAGGGAAAAAGGAAAUAAACAAAAAUAUCUGAAAAUGUUUGUGUUUUUGAGCAAAAAAUAAUGUUAACAUGGUAUAAAUAUCAAUUUACCAUAAAGCAUAUAUUAACUAAUCUACGUGAAAAUAAUAGCAUUAGCAUUUCUUCUUAAUUCUGAUAUCAACACUUUAGCAUUAGCUUAAUCCAAAACGGUAACAAAAAAUAUAGUUUAUCAUAUUAGAACUAGCUUACACAUUUCUAUGUUUCGGAACUGUAUAAAAAUAUUUCCGAAGUUUUAUAAAUGAAAAUAUAUAAAAUAGGUUUGAACACAUUCACUGUACGUAUACCGCAAGCUAUAUAUUAAUAAACUUCUGUUUAACUUU